UGCUUCGUCAUUGCAGUUCGGAGAAAACGGAAUCGGGUUCGCCUCUGAAUCGAAGAAAGGGAUGCGGAUUUCUGGAUGAAAAUUUCACAUUCUCUCGUCUGUCACUGGAUUUCACUCAAAUGGCUACACCAUUCCUCGCAGGUCUUGCGGUAGCUGCUGCAGCUCUUGCUGGUAGAUAUGGAAUUCGAGCUUGGCAAGCAUUCAAGACACGGCCACCACAAGCCAGAUCACGCAAAUUCUAUGAAGGUGGUUUCAAUCCUACGAUGACAAAGAGGGAAGCAGCUCUUAUUCUUGGUGUUAGAGAAAAUACACCUCCAGAAAAGAUUAAGGAAGCACAUAGAAGGGUAAUGAUAGCAAACCAUCCCGAUGCUGGUGGCAGCCAUUAUCUUGCUUCCAAGAUCAAUGAAGCCAAGGAUGUCCUGCUCGGAAAAUCUAAAGGCAGCCCAUCGGCAUUUUAAUGAGGUGUGCUCCUUGAAAUCCUUAUCAAAUGUUCUUCAAAGUUUAAGCAAUCUGCGGAAACCUAUGCUCACAUAUGGAAUUUGGUUUCUUUAGUCUGGAAAACAUGAACACUAUUAUAGUUAGACUUGAAGCUUACUUUCAUAACAUCCUCCAUGACUGGUUUUCUGGAUGCGUUUACUUUAGACAUUUAUGAUUUUUCUGUUUCCAGUCUCUUCAGUAACAUUGAAUUUGUACAGCAACCUUUGUCAAGUAUUAUCUGUUUUCUCUUCUG
This is a messenger RNA of Cucurbita pepo subsp. pepo (vegetable marrow), 730 nucleotides long. Its product is annotated as mitochondrial import inner membrane translocase subunit TIM14-1. Gene Ontology annotation, biological process: protein import into mitochondrial matrix. Gene Ontology annotation, cellular component: PAM complex, Tim23 associated import motor. Gene Ontology annotation, molecular function: ATPase activator activity. NCBI's taxonomy places the organism in Eukaryota, Viridiplantae, Streptophyta, Magnoliopsida, Cucurbitales, Cucurbitaceae. The record is from RefSeq and is a predicted model, not a curated record.